This is a messenger RNA of Patiria miniata (bat star), 1533 nucleotides long. It is a transcript of the gene trappc5, whose product is annotated as trafficking protein particle complex subunit 5-like. The record is from RefSeq and is a predicted model, not a curated record. Gene Ontology annotation, biological process: endoplasmic reticulum to Golgi vesicle-mediated transport. Lineage: Eukaryota; Metazoa; Echinodermata; Asteroidea; Valvatida; Asterinidae. The transcript is spliced from 8 exons. Bases 170 to 736 code for a protein of 188 amino acids. Gene Ontology annotation, cellular component: TRAPPI protein complex; TRAPPIII protein complex; TRAPPII protein complex.
GCUACACAGCCUCCAGGAGCCCGUUUCCUAUGGCUUUUAGCCAGGAAGGUCGAUCUUAAGAUGCUAACAGUGAAUAGUCACCCAUCUAGAAGAGAAGGGCAUCAGUGAAAUCAUCCAAGUAAAUCAUCCAGAUCGAUGAAAGGGUACCAGACAUAAUACAAGAAUAAACAUGGCGGAACGUAGGUCACAGCAGAAAGGGAGCGUCGUCGAUCGUCAGCUUAGUAAGGGGAAAGCAGAGGUCAACAUAAGCACCUUUGCAUUACUGUUUUCUGAAAUGGUUCAAUACUGUCAGAGUAGGGUCGGCUCCGUUCCUGAGUUACAGAGCAAGUUGUCUGAGAUGGGACAGCAUGUCGGCGUUCGGAUUCUUGACCUCCUCUUCAUCCGAGAGAAAGGACUGAAGAGAGAAACCAAACUCCUGAAUAUUCUUCUCUUCAUCAAGGCAAAUGUCUGGAAGGUCCUUUUUGGUAAGGAGGCUGACAAGUUAGAACACGCAAAUGAUGAUGAAAGAACGUAUUAUAUCAUUGAGAAAGAGUCUCUCGUUAACCAUUUCAUCUCGGUGCCGAAGGAUAAAGGUAGUUUGAACUGUGCUGCGUUUACAGCAGGGAUUCUGGAGGCUAUUCUCACUGGAUGCAACUUUCCGGCCAAAGUAACAGCACAUUGGCACAAAGGGACAACUUACAUGAUCAAGUUUGAAGAUUCAGUUCUUGCCAGAGACAAAGCGUUGGAUCAACGGUAGCGCAGCGUAGAACUAGCAUCACUCUAGGGUUGUAAAUUAUAGAUGUGUAGAUUGUAAGGACAACAGACUUCACUUUCCUGACUUAAAAAUAUUUUUUUUUUAAUUGUCUUAUUUCAAAAUCAUUAUGUGAAUUGAUGGAAAUUUGGUAAAAUAAUUUAUUAACCAGACAAAAUGUACAAACCUGCAUGUAUGCGUAAUGUGCAAAGAACCAGUCAAAAUGAUGUAUAGUUUUCUCUCAUUGCAUAUUUAGCAGUGGACAUUCUUUUUUUUUUCUCUUUUCGUUUUAAUAAAUAUUUGCAUAUUUAUAAUCAUCCAAAUAUCCAAAGCUGACAAGAUUAAGAAAUAAUUAUGAAGAAAUGUGUCUCAGGGUACCAGUCAAGUAACACCCUGGAAAUGGAAGAGCAAGUUUCCUCUUUGUUCGACCAAUCAGAAGCGGAGAAGCAGAAAGUUUCCUCGACCAAUCAACCAAUCAGAAACGUUCUUACUUGUUCAGGGCGGGAAGUGAAUUAUCUAAUUUUCACCAGUUGAGGGCGCUCUUGCAUUUCACUGGUCCAGUUUUGCACAUUUGGAGCAAGCAUGUGUGCAGGUACGGUGCAGACGGAUAAGAAGAAAAUGCAUUGUAAUCCAACGAUCUCCUGGUGAGAAUUAUUUUGCAGAACCAUCAGUGGUGAGUGUAAAUUUAUUUCUGUCAUAAAAAUAUAGGGAAUGCAUGAUGAGAUGUCUCUCUGUGUGUAGAUGAUUUCAAAUGUUGAUAGUGGUAGAACAGUCGAGGGAAAUAAACUUGAAAAUGUAACUGU